Molecule: messenger RNA, 2699 nt
Organism: Diorhabda carinulata
Lineage: Eukaryota; Metazoa; Arthropoda; Insecta; Coleoptera; Chrysomelidae
Product: glucose dehydrogenase [FAD, quinone]
Exons: 9
Coding region: 644-2521 (625 amino acids)
Molecular function (GO): flavin adenine dinucleotide binding; oxidoreductase activity, acting on CH-OH group of donors
Source: RefSeq, a predicted model, not a curated record
AAACACCUCUCUAAAAUUUCUCUCGUGGCAUUUUGUACGUCCGACGCGCAUCGUCGAACAUUUACUUUAUUGAAAUACGUUCAAUCGAAUCCAAAUUGCGUGUGUUCGUUUUGUGGUGAUUGUGACAAAUUGAAGAUGAUGUACAUUAAGGAUUACAUUUUCUGCUUUAGUUACUUCUUCAUCUUCCUGUAGAAGGCAAUGAACACAGCGGGAACAAUAACAAAAAAAGUGAAAUAUCCGAACGCAGAUCACAGAAUCAAAUACAAAACUGACGUUGUAAAACCGAAAUUAAGAGAAGUAUUCACGCCAAUUUACAAUACGACACCACAUUGUUGUAAACAAAAUAUUCAAUAUAAAAUACCCGACAGAUAUAAUAAAAAAACUGAUACGGAAAAAGAUAAAACCGAUCAAUUGGAUUACUUAAAAAACAAUUUAUGCAUCAAAUCUUGUAUAAACAACAAAGAUUUGCCGAGAUUUCAAAUGAAGAAAGUUAGUAUAAGAAAUUAUACACCGAAAAUAUUAAAUCAUGAGAUUAAUAUGGGUAUGUGGAUGUAAUGGAAUGCUGAACACAGAUAUUCAGGAACUAGAUUAAGUUUAACGUGCCAAAAAUUUGUGAUAAACUUGAUACAGAAAAGGAAUUGAAAUGUCGGCUUUAGCAGCUAUAGGACAGGUAGCGAAUUUUGCAAUUGGGAUUACCACGAAUCCUUUGACGAUAUUAGGCUUAGUGCCUGUUUUUGCUGCAGGCAUAGCAUUCAUGAGAUAUUUAUCUAUGGACCCUGAAGUACAUCCAACGAAUACUAUGCACAUCAGGCCUCAAUACGACUUCAUAAUAAUCGGAGGAGGUUCAGCUGGUGCCGUAGUCGCUUCCAGACUAUCAGAAAUCUCCAACUGGACGGUUUUACUCAUCGAAGCAGGUGGUAACGAAAAUGAAGUUUCCGAUAUACCAACUUUAAGUGGAUAUCUGCAAAUGUCGGAAAUGGAUUGGAUGUACCAGACUUCCCCUCCCGUGGAUUCACCUUAUUGUUUAGCGAUGCUAGGGGAUCGGUGUAAUUGGCCAAGGGGUAAAGUACUUGGAGGUUCAAGUGUCUUGAACGCCAUGAUUUACAUCAGAGGAAAUAGUCGCGAUUACGAUUAUUGGGAAGAACAAGGCAAUCCUGGAUGGUCUUAUAAAAAAGUUUUGCCAUAUUUUUUAAAAUCUGAAGACAAUAGAAAUCCGUAUUUGUUAAAAACACCGUAUCAUAAAUCGGGAGGUUACUUGAGUGUACAAGAAUCCCCUUGGAGGACGCCCCUAUCGAUAGCUUUCCUUCAAGCCGGAAUGGAAUUAGGUUACCAGAACAGAGAUUGCAAUGGAGAGAUUCAAACUGGCUUUAUGCUAGCACAAGGUACUAUUCGGAGAGGUUCGAGAUGCUCGACAGCCAAAGCGUUCCUAAGACCUGUUCGAAACAGAUCGAAUCUUCACAUUGCCAUGUUAGCUCAAGUAACAAAAAUAAAAAUAAAUCCGAAAACCAAAGAAGCUUAUGCUGUAAAAUUGGUAAGGAAUAAUAGACCACAAACGGUUAGAGCUAGAAGGGAAAUUAUAUUGAGUGCUGGUGCCAUUGGAAGUCCUCAUAUCUUGAUGCUGUCUGGUGUAGGACCAAAGGAGCAUUUAGAAUCCUUCAAUAUAUCCGUAUUAAGCGACUUGAAAGUUGGACAUAAUCUACAAGACCACAUCGGGUUAGGUGGUUUAACUUUUAUAAUUGAUGAUCCGCUUACUGUUAAUAGGAAACGUUAUCAAACAAUGCAGGUCGCUUUGGAAUAUAUAAUCAACGAAAAAGGACCUUUAACGUCAAUAGGAGGUGUAGAAGGUUUGGCUUUUGUCAAUACGAAAUACGCUCCAAAAUCCGGUCUAUGGCCGGACGUGCAGUUCCAUUUCGCUCCUAGCAGUAUAAACUCGGACCCGGAUCAAAUUAGAAAAAUCACAGGGCUACGAGAUAGCAUCUACAAUACCGUUUAUAAGCCUUUAAAAAAUGCGGAAACUUGGACGAUAUUACCGCUUCUUCUGCGACCGAAAAGUACUGGAUGGAUUAAAUUAAAAUCUAAAGAUCCCAUGGUGUAUCCAGAUAUAAAUCCGAAUUAUUUCACACAUAAAGAAGAUGUAAACGUAUUGAUAGAAGGUAUAAGGAUAGCACUAAACGUCUCUGCCACCAAAGCGUUCCAAAGAUUCAAUUCCAGACCACAUCAAAUUCCUUUUCCAGCUUGUGGUCAAUACGCUUUCGAUACUGACGAAUAUUGGGAAUGUGCUUUACGUCAUUUCACCUUUACCAUAUACCAUCCGACGUCAACUUGUAAAAUGGGACCAUCUACGGAUCCUGAUGCCGUGGUAGAUCCACGAUUGAAAGUAUACGGGAUCAAGAAACUGAGAGUUGUUGAUGCUUCUAUAAUGCCGACUAUAGUAAGCGGUAAUACAAAUGCUCCAACAAUUAUGAUUGGAGAAAAAGCUUCUGACAUGAUCAAGGAAGAUUGGGGGAUUGAAAUUCAGUAGUUAUUAUGAAUUUUGAUUUAUUUCAUUCAAUUUUUUGUAUAGAUAUUCAUAUUUGUUAGAUAUAUUUCUCCAUAGUAAAUAACUAGUCAUAUUUUUGUAAAUUAUUUAAGAUCUAAUUUAUUAAUAAAUAUAAAGAUAUAUGGAAAAUAUAAAUCCAAAUAAAGAGCAUGUAAUGGAA